GAUGGCUGAAAGUGGAUGGCAUGGAUGAAAAUAAUCAGACAUUUGUUUCCGGAUUCCUUCUUUUGGGACUUUCUGGAUACCCAAAGACUGAGAUCAUUUACUUUGCUAUUGUUCUGGCUAUGUACCUGGUGAUCCUAACCGGCAAUGGUGUUUUGAUCAUAGCAAGCAUCUUUGAUGCCCGUCUCCACACACCCAUGUACUUCUUCCUGGGCAACCUCUCUUUUCUGGAUAUCUGCUACACAACUUCCUCUGUUCCCUCAACUCUGGUGAGUCUAAUCUCAAAGAAAAGAAACAUUUCUUUCUCUGGAUGUGCAGUGCAGAUGUUCUUCGGAUUUGCAAUGGGAUCGACAGAAUGUUUGCUUCUUGGCAUGAUGGCUUUUGAUCGAUAUGUGGCUAUCUGCAACCCUUUGAGAUACUCUGUCAUCAGAGUGUAUGUAUCAAUGGCAUCUGUAUCAUGGUUCUCUGGUGGAAUCAAUUCAGUCGUGCAAACAUCCCUUGCCAUGAGGUUACCUUUCUGUGGGAAUAAUGUUAUUAACCAUUUUACAUGUGAAGUCUUAGCUGUCCUCAAACUAGCUUGUGCUGAUAUAUCUCUCAACAUCAUUACCAUGGUGAUAUCAAAUAUGGCCUUCCUAGUUCUUCCACUAUUGGUCAUCUUUUUCUCUUACAUGUUCAUCCUCCAUACCAUCUUGAGAAUGAAUUCAGCUACAGGGAGACGCAAGGCAUUUUCCACCUGCUCAGCUCACCUGACUGUGGUGGUCAUAUUUUAUGGAACCGUUUUCUCUAUGUAUGCAAAACCCAAGUCCCAAGAUCUGACUGGAGAAGACAAUUUUCAAACUUCUGAUAAGAUCAUUUCUUUAUUUUAUGGAGUAGUUACCCCCAUGCUCAACCCAAUCAUCUAUAGCUUGAGGAAUAAGGAUGUUAAAGCUGCUGUAAAGUACAUACUGAAACAAAAGUAUAUUCAAUAAGGAUGCCAGUAAACAGAGGUUUUUGUAUGGCAUGCACAAGAUUGACUCAGGGAUAAAUCUAUGAGAAUAGUAUAAUUUUUAUUCAGGGAUAAAUCUAUUUGAACAAUCUAAUUUUAGCUGUUUAUUAUGGAAAAAUAUUUGCUACUUGGUUGUACCUCGAGAGAUGGAAGGUAAGUCCCUACUGCUAAAGAUGGUAUGCACUUCAGAAACAGAGCCCAGAAACUCCUGAGUUGAAACUGACCUGAAUGCCCCGUCACUGAGGACUAGCUUUCAUGGUAUCAGAAAGUACCAUGUAAUCUUCCAAAGAAGGAAGACCAUCAACAGUCCUACUCAAUAUGAUGCCUAUGACCAUUUCAACAACCAACAUGUACAAUAACCAUAGGGUUGCAGUAGUGGCACACAUACCUUGGUGAUUACCAACAGUUCUGUAAUUGGACUUAAGAACCAUUCAACAAAAGGGAGAUCAUGCCUGGUUCUAUAAACCAAGCUGACUAGUCAGUGCUAAUGAAAUAUAGUUAUUGAGAAGAAUCUACCACCACCAAUUUACUAAAGCAGCACAGUGUCUAACAACAAUCUAUAACAUUUUCCCUUAUAUCCACAGUAAAUAUAGUUGUCACUCUCAUUAAGGAAACUUUUCUUUUGCAAUAGAUCACAACCAUCAAUAUGUAGAGUUGUGGAGCCCAGCACCAUUGGAUGUAUCUACCAAACACAUAAGGCUCAGGGGGCACUGCCAAAGAAGUGGCUGAAAGAUUGUGAGUGCCAGAGGCUCAGGACGUUGCUUUAAGGUUUUAUCUCCUAGUAAUCAGAAGCUACACCCAUAAAUUCUCAUUACCAUGAUUUCCCAGAUGUGAACUAAAUAAGGAUUUCACCUACAAACAUGUCAAACUGCACAGGGAAAGGCUUAGCAGGCCUCAACCGUUCACAAAGAACUGUAAGCAACUCAAUACAUUUGGCAGUAGGAGAGGUGGCUUUCACCAGAGAAGAACACACCACUAAGUAGUCCAGGUCCAAAUAGUUGUCUCUAGAAACAUACA
Molecule: messenger RNA, 1999 nt
Organism: Cricetulus griseus (Chinese hamster)
Lineage: Eukaryota; Metazoa; Chordata; Mammalia; Rodentia; Cricetidae
Source: RefSeq, a predicted model, not a curated record